AUAACAUGCAGUACUUGUCGAACUUGUGGGCAUCUAAUUUGAUUUCCCGCUGUGAUAGAAACUAUGAGUUCCAUUCCGCUGCAAGGUAUUCCGGAAACGUUUGUUGGUGCGGAUGUAUUCAUCACCGGAGGAUCUGGGUUCAUGGGCAAGGUGCUAAUCGAAAAGUUACUGAGAUCAUGUCCUGGUAUCGAUCAUUUAUUUGUGUUGAUACGCCAACGAAAAGGAAAAUCUCCAGAAGAGCGAGUCAAAGAUUUAGUGCAAAUUCCAUUAUUCGACAAAAUACACGAAGUUUGUCCGGAUGUGUUGCAGAAAAUUGUUCCUAUAAGUGGUGAUUGCUCCAAGCUUAGAAUGGAUUUGGAUGAGCCCAGUGAGAGGCAGUUAGAGCAUGUACAGUUUGUAUUCCACGCCGCUGCCAGUGUUCGAUUUGAUGAUCCGUUGACAGAUGCUAUACUGCUGAAUACACGGGGUACACGUGAAGUUUGUAGAUGGGCGAAGACUUUAAAAAAAUUGAGGGCUCUGGUUCACAUUUCCACAGUAUAUAGCAAUCCAGAAGUUUUCGAAAUCGACGAACGAAUCUAUCCGGCAAAAAUGAACUGGCAGAAAGCGAUUGAAAUGGCAGAGAACGUGGAUUCGGAAAUCUUGAACACAUUAUAUCCAAAGUUAACUAAUUUCGCCCCGAAUACCUACACAUUUAGCAAGGGCCUGGCGGAGCAAAUAUGUUACGACUACCACAAGGAACUUCCAGUCAUUAUUUUCCGACCUUCUAUCGUGACCAACAGUGAGAAGGAACCCAUACCUGGUUGGAUUGAUAAUUUCAAUGGACCAGUUGGUUUAAUGGUGGGUUGCGGAGUUGGGAUUAUGCGUUCAGGAUACAUCAACUUAGACAAUCGCAUGAACUGCAUACCGGUAGAUGUGAGCAUUAAGGCAAUCAUAAUUGCAGCCUGGCAGAAGGCAUGGGAGACACCAGGACAAUUGACGAUCAUAAAUUCUGCUGCGGAAUUGUGUAAAACUCUGACCUAUAGGCUACUGAUAAAGGAUGGGGAAUGGAUUAAUAACAAAGCUCCAAUCGAAAAUAUGUUCUGGGCUCCUGGAGGACAAUGUACUCGCUGCAUCUAUAUGUUCUACCUUAUGUUUUUUUUCUAUCAGUUACUUCCAUCAGCCCUAAUCGAUUUGGUAUUGAGAGUAAUAGGACAAAAACCAUUUUUAGUGAGGUUGCAGCGUAAGAUAUUUUAUGCACACAUCUCUCUGGAGUAUUUCACAAGCAAUCAAUGGACAUUUAUAACGACAAAUUUUCGGAAACUCUCCUUCGCAUUGUGGGAAAAUGAUCGGAUGAACUUCAACACCGAUUAUUUACUCAGUAGUUUGAUGGAGUACCUUCAGAUUUCUAUGUUAGGAGGACGACGAUAUCUUCUCAAGCAAUCGGAUGAUACGAUUCCGGCAUCGCGAAGAAAACAACGUCGUUUGAUAUUAUAUAACCAAACACUGAAAAUUUGUAUUAUUUUUAUAGUUGCGUACAUUUUAUACAAAAAAGUUUAUUUUCUGAUGUAGCAGUGUGUCAAUAGAAGCUUAGAUGAGAUAUUUUGUUGUGAUUCUACCAAAAUCUGAUAUUUUAAAUUUUGAAAUGUUAGAAUUCCUUUACUUCUUUCUCAUAACAACUCUACCUAGCCAGCCUGAUUGCGAAGCGAUUUUAUUUCAUGUGACCUGAUUUUCUUUCGUGGAUCUGGGACUUGUGGAUGAAGUAAGAAUUGUAUUCAAUAUAUUCAAUGUGAAGACUAAGCAACGGUAUAGUUGAAUGUGCCUAUCCGUAAUGGUACCAUAUAUAAAAAGUCCUUUAUUUUAUUUGUCCCAUAAGUAUGACUUUGUCGAGGAAAUUCUUCAUUUUCUAGAAGUCUUGUUUUACUUACUUACCUAACAGCUAUAGGCCUGGGGUGUCCUUUGUUGUAUCAAGAAUACGUCUCCACAUAACUCGGUCCAUGGCUGCUCGUCGCCAGCCACGCUUCUGAGAUCACCCUCCACUUGAUCGAUCCACCUUGCGCGCUGCGCUCCUCUUCUUCUUGUAUUAGUCGGAUUAGAUUCAAGAACCAUUUUCACUGGGCUGUCGUCUGACAUUCUUAUGACACGCCCAGCCCAUCGUAUACGUCCGAUUUUAGCUGUCCGUACGAUAGGUGGUUCUCCUAGCAGCUGUUGCAAUUCGUGAUUCAUACGCCGUCUCCACGUUCCGUCUUCCAUCUGCACGCCGCCAUAGAUGGUCCUGAGUACCUUUCUUUCGAAAACACUGAGGGCGCGUUGGUCCUCUGCCAACAUAGUCCAGGUCUCGUGGCCAUAGAGAACAACCGGCCUAAUUAGCGUUUUGUAGAUGGUCAAUUUCGUGCGGUGGCGUACUUUUCUCGAUCGAAGGGUUUUUCUGAAUCCAAAGUGCGCACGAUUCCCUGCCAAAAUACGUCUCUGUAUUUCUCCGCUGGUGUCAUUGUCGGCGGUCACCAGUGAGCCCAAAUACACGAACUUGUCAACCACCUCGAUAUCGUCACCGUCUAUCAAUAUUCGGGGUGGGAGGCGUUGUGUUUCUUCUCUAGAGCCUCUUCCUCUCAUGUAUUUUGUUUUUGACGCAUUUAUGGCCAGUCCGAUACGCCUAGAUUCAGCUUUCAGUCCGAUGUAGGUUUCCGUCAUCUUCUCAAGGUUACGUGUCACAAUAUCAAUAUCGUCAGCGAAGACAAAAAGUUGUACGGACUUUCGGAAGAUCGUGCCACUUGUGUCGAUCCUCGCUCUUCGAAUCACACCUUCCAGGGCAAUAUUGAACAAGUUACAAGAAAGUCCAUCACCUUGACAUAACCCUCUCCGAGAUUCGAAGGGACUCGAGAGCGUCCCAGAUACUCGGACGUAGCAUAUCACUCUAUCCAUCGUUGCUUUGACCAAUCGCGUCAGUUUAUCCGGGAAACCGUAUUCGUGCAUUAUCUGCCAUAGCUGUUCUCGAUCGAUUGUGUCGUAUGCCGCUUUGAAGUCAAUGAAUAGGUGAUGCGUGGGUACGUUGUAUUCACGACACUUCUGGAGUACUUGUCUUAUCGCGAAUAUGUGAUCCGUAGUGGCGUGGGCUCCAGUAAAUUCUGCUUGGUACGGCCCUACGAAUUCCUUAGCUAUUGGUGAUAGAUGAAGGCAAAGGAUUUGGGAGAGUACCUUGUAGGCGGCGGUCAGCAAUGUGAUUGCGCGGUAAUUGCAACAAUCUAGCUUAUCGCUCUUUUUGUAAACGGGACAUACCACUUCAUCCAUCCAUUCCUGCGGUAGAAUCUCCUCUUCCCAAAUUUUAGAAAUCAUCGCGCUCUAGCCAGUGCCUCUUCUCCAUGUUUGAGCAGCUCGUCUGGCAACUGGUCAUUGCCCGCGGCUUUGUUGUUCCUCAGCUUGCCGAUCUCCUCACUUAUCUCCUACAGAUCAGGGGCUGGGAAUCUGUCGUCGGCUGACCGUACACCAAUAUUGAUUUAUGUACCGUUCUCUGUAUCUUGUGCUCCGCCAUUCAGAUGCUGCGGACCUUAUGUUCCUUCAGCCGACUUCUAGAGUCACCACGUCAAGCUGCUCUUCCGUUGGUAGCACUAGCUCCAGUUGUUGCGCGUAUUCCUCUGCAGUACGAACGCUACGUAGCUGCUCGAGAUUGAGUACCGGCGUUCCUGUGUGUAACCAUAUUUUACACUGAUUAAUUGUUGGCUCCACCACAAUACAAAUGUAGCGAAGACUCACACGCUCGAGUUCCCAAAUUCCUUAACCCAACUCAGAUCACUACCGUUACCGUGUGAGUGAUAGCCUUCCACGUCCAUUCUUAUGUCUGAGACGGAUGGGUCACUCACCACGGAAAGUGUUGCAUGUGCUCGACCAGGAUGUUUCAUCACAACGGUUUGAACAUUGUGUUGCGUGAGAUGCUCCCUAUGGCUGUUGGAGCUAGGAAAAAGGCUACCAAUAUUUGAAAACGUAACUGUCAGUUCGGUUGGUAUCGAGAUAAUGGUGACAUUUGUCUCAAUGCUACCUGAACUUAGUUGACUCGGUAAAGUGCCUGAAACGUUCUUUCGCAUGUGAACACUUGAAGAAUUAAGAAGUGCGCGCGGUUUUCGGAUUUUGCUAGUAUUACAUUUUCUUAAUGGUGGAGUGGUGUUCAGUACUAAUUAUGUUUUAUUUCUAUAGAUAACAGUAGAGAAUUAAAAGUUAAAUAGUUAAUAGUAAAAGAAUACAAAGUGUUAGUACGGUUAGUUAAUAAUUGAAAACAUUUGUCAGUAAUUAUAAAAAAAUGUUAUAUAUUUUGUACAGUGUUAAAAAUAGUUGAUUAAAAUACGGAAAACACAUUCACACAGAUUAAAAACGUUAUAAAAGGUAAAUUUAUAAAAUAAAAUAUGGGUAAUGAAUUGGUGUUAGGUUAAGUUCCCCAUGCGCUUUAUGCUAAUGACUGUUGGGUAGGUCCCCAGCGGGCCUUUUAUUCUUGGGCUUCGGACUUCGUUCGGAGUGUGUUUUCACAGGCCAAAAAGCACCUGAUCCAGUAGCGACGAGUUAUCCAGAAAACCACUGAAGCGGAAAAAUAAUGAACGAAGGGGUUCACUGCGAAAAGUAGCACGAGACCACUAGUGCAUGGACGUCAUUGUCAUCUACGACGCCAUUACCAUCUCUCACCGCCAUAGCAUUCCGGACGUCAUCACCAUCUCAGACGCCAUUGCUAUAUCUGGCGCCAUUGUCACCGUUGAUGCUAUUACGCUCUAUGGCGUUAACGUAUCCAGGUUGCGAGUGACGCCGAUAAAAACCUACUACCACGCUGGAAUCAUGACCGGCUAGAUCGGAAGAACCGGACCUACACCAACAAAAACCCAUCAAAAGCGCAAGUAGUUAGAGUAUUAAGUGACGUCACUAGCCAUAAGUUAAAUGUACAGGGAAGGGAACUGAAUAAAUUAUAAAAAUGU
Malaya genurostris is the source of this 4928-nucleotide messenger RNA. RefSeq names its product fatty acyl-CoA reductase wat-like. NCBI's taxonomy places the organism in Eukaryota, Metazoa, Arthropoda, Insecta, Diptera, Culicidae. The record is from RefSeq and is a predicted model, not a curated record. Gene Ontology annotation, molecular function: alcohol-forming very long-chain fatty acyl-CoA reductase (NADP+) activity. Gene Ontology annotation, biological process: long-chain fatty-acyl-CoA metabolic process. The transcript has 5 exons. Gene Ontology annotation, cellular component: peroxisome. The coding region runs from base 64 to 1548 and encodes 494 amino acids.